GCGCCUUCUCUUUAUAAGCCCGCAGUGCCCGGAUGUGAAUGGAUUACAAUGUAUCUUUCAGGGAAACCUAUUAUUAUCAAUGUGACUCCACAGGGGAGUCAAUGGUGAUGAUGAUGAGGAGGAGGAGGAUGAUGAUGAUGAGACACCUCUAAACUUGGAACAAGUUUAAGACUUUAUAAGAGGAGAAGAAAAAAAAGCACCACCAAGACUUGUUUGAGGAAAAAUCAUAACUAUCCUGUAUUGCUAUUUUUUAUAAACAAUAAGAAAAAGUUGUCGGAUUUUUUUUUUUAAUGAUUUCUUUUUGGGGGGAGGGAAUUUUGUUGCAGUUUUAUGGUGGAAAAUGCAAAAACCAGAGCCAGGUGCAUAAUCUUGUAUUUUGUGGAUAUCCCUGGAGCAGAACUGAGUACCAGUUAAAAUACUUUUUUGGGGGAUACACAUGUGAGAUACUAAGUACUUGCAGAAGAUUUUUGUCUCUCUUUUUAAAGUCACUUUCCUUGGAAUAUUGUGAGAAUAUUUGUGGCCAUUUAAGGUUUGUGUGAUUUUGCUAAAAUGCAUCACCAACAGCGAAUGGCUGCCUUAGGGACGGACAAAGAGCUGAGUGAUUUACUGGAUUUCAGUGCGAUGUUUUCACCUCCUGUGAGCAGUGGGAAAAAUGGACCAACUUCUUUGGCGAGUGGACAUUUUACUGGCUCAAAUGUAGAAGACAGAAGUAACUCAGGGUCCUGGGGGAGUGGAGGACAUCCAAGCCCGUCCAGGAACUAUGGAGAUGGGACUCCCUAUGACCACAUGACCAGCAGGGACCUUGGGUCACAUGACAAUCUCUCUCCACCUUUUGUCAAUUCCAGAAUACAAAGUAAAACAGAAAGGGGCUCAUACUCAUCUUAUGGGAGAGAAUCAAAUUUACAGGGUUGCCACCAGCAGAGUCUCCUUGGAGGUGACAUGGAUAUGGGCAACCCAGGAACCCUUUCGCCCACCAAACCUGGUUCCCAGUAUUAUCAGUAUUCUAGCAAUAACCCCCGGAGGAGGCCUCUUCACAGUAGUGCCAUGGAGGUACAGACAAAGAAAGUUCGAAAAGUUCCUCCAGGUUUGCCAUCUUCCGUUUAUGCUCCAUCAGCAAGCACUGCCGACUACAAUAGGGACUCGCCCGGCUACCCUUCCUCAAAACCAGCAGCCAGCACUUUCCCUAGCUCCUUCUUCAUGCAAGAUGGCCAUCACAGCAGUGACCCUUGGAGCUCCUCCAGUGGGAUGAAUCAGCCUGGCUACGGAGGAAUGUUGGGCAAUUCUUCUCAUAUUCCACAGUCUAGCAGCUACUGCAGCCUGCAUCCCCACGAACGUUUGAGCUAUCCAUCACACUCCUCAGCAGACAUAAAUUCCAGUCUUCCUCCGAUGUCCACGUUCCACCGUAGUGGUACCAACCAUUACAGCACCUCUUCCUGUACACCUCCUGCCAACGGGACAGACAGCAUCAUGGCAAAUAGAGGAAGCGGGGCAGCAGGCAGCUCCCAGACUGGAGACGCUCUGGGGAAAGCACUUGCUUCGAUCUAUUCUCCAGAUCACACUAACAACAGCUUUUCAUCAAACCCUUCAACUCCUGUUGGCUCCCCUCCUUCUCUCUCAGCAGGCACAGCCGUUUGGUCUAGAAAUGGAGGACAGGCCUCAUCAUCUCCUAAUUAUGAAGGACCCUUACACUCUUUGCAAAGCCGAAUCGAAGAUCGUUUAGAAAGACUGGACGAUGCUAUUCACGUUCUCCGAAAUCAUGCAGUGGGCCCAUCUACCGCCAUGCCUGGUGGUCACGGGGACAUGCACGGGAUCAUUGGACCUUCUCAUAAUGGAGCAAUGGGUGGUCUGGCCUCAGGGUAUGGAACCGGUCUUCUUUCCGCCAACAGACAUUCACUCAUGGUUGGGGCCCAUCGUGAAGACGGCGUGGCCCUGAGGGGCAGCCAUUCUCUUGUCCCAAACCAGGUUCCAGUACCACAGCUUCCUGUCCAGUCUGCAACUUCCCCUGAUUUGAACCCACCCCAGGACCCUUACAGAGGAAGCACUGGCAGAAAACCAAGAAUCCAUUUUGAUCCAAAAAAUGGCAUGCCGCCAGGAUUGCAGGGCCAGAGUGUCUCCUCCGGCAGCUCUGAGAUCAAGUCCGACGACGAGGGUGACGAAAACCUGCAAGACACGAAAUCUUCCGAGGACAAGAAAUUAGAUGACGACAAGAAGGAUAUCAAAUCCAUUACUAGGUCAAGAUCUAGCAAUAAUGAUGAUGAGGACCUGACACCGGAGCAGAAGGCAGAGCGGGAGAAGGAGCGGAGGAUGGCCAACAACGCCCGAGAGCGCCUGCGUGUCCGAGACAUCAAUGAGGCAUUCAAGGAGCUGGGCCGCAUGGUGCAGCUCCACCUCAAGAGUGAUAAGCCCCAGACCAAGCUCCUGAUCCUCCACCAGGCUGUGGCCGUCAUCCUCAGCCUGGAGCAGCAAGUCCGAGAAAGGAAUCUAAAUCCGAAAGCUGCGUGUCUGAAAAGAAGGGAAGAGGAAAAGGUGUCCUCGGAGCCGCCCCCACUCUCCCUGGCGGGCCCGCACCCUGGCAUGGGAGAUGCAUCCAAUCACAUGGGACAGAUGUAAAAGGGUCCAAGUUGCCACAUUGCUUCAUUAAUACAAGAGACCACUUCCUUAACAGCUGUAUUAUCUUAAACCCACAUAAACACUUCUCCUUAACCCCCUUUUUUGUAAUAUAAGACAAGUCUGAGUAGUUAUGAAUCGCAGACGCAAGAGGUUUCAGCAUUCCCAAUUAUCAAAAAACCGAAAAACAAACAAAAAAAAAAUGAAAGAAAGAAAAAAAGCGCAACUUGGGGGGGUGACUCUCUUUAACAUAUCAUUUAGAAUGUUUAAAGCAGUAUGUGCAGGCUGAGACGCAGCCCAGAGACUGAAUGGCAAUCUUUCCACACUGUGGAACAAUGCAUUUGUGCCUAAACUUCUUUUGGAGAAAAAAAAAAUAUAUAAUUAAUUUGUAAGUCUGAAAAAAAUAUUUAAUUUAAAAAAAUUGUAAACUUGCAAUAAUGAAAAAGUGUACUUCUGAAGAAAACUACAUGACCGUUUUUGUUGGUAUUCAAGUCAGCUAGUGUUUAUAAUUACCGGAUAUUGAAUAAGGAAGGGAAGCUCGGCUGCCCUCGUAACAAAACCAGCAAACGUCCUGAUGACAGCGAAGUGAUGACAUUAGCCAUUCCUUAGGGUAGGAGGGACAGAUGGAUCUUAUAGACCUAUGACAAAUAUAUAUAUAAAUAUAUAUAUAAAUAUAUAUUAAAAAUUUAGUGACUAUGGUAA
Molecule: messenger RNA, 3309 nt
Organism: Sus scrofa (pig)
Lineage: Eukaryota; Metazoa; Chordata; Mammalia; Artiodactyla; Suidae
Gene: TCF4
Product: transcription factor 4
Biological process (GO): regulation of transcription by RNA polymerase II
Cellular component (GO): transcription regulator complex; chromatin
Molecular function (GO): RNA polymerase II cis-regulatory region sequence-specific DNA binding; protein dimerization activity; DNA-binding transcription factor activity, RNA polymerase II-specific
Source: RefSeq, a predicted model, not a curated record